This is a messenger RNA of Gongylonema pulchrum, 396 nucleotides long. Lineage: Eukaryota; Metazoa; Nematoda; Chromadorea; Rhabditida; Gongylonematidae. The record is from the annotation of a GenBank genome assembly.
AUGAGUAGGAAGGCGUUGCCGCUUUUGUGGAGGCUUCGAACUUUACCACUGCACCAUAGUAUGCGCACGGAGCACGGGGGGAUCGGUUGCGGAACGAAGGCCGAGCUGCAGCAAUCAGGAAUACCUGUGAGACGGAAUUCGAGCUAUCCCGUUCCAGCAAACUUCUCCAAAUCACCGCUCAAAUGCUAUCCCUCCAGACGACCGUGGAACGGAACAGAGCUGGAAGCACGCGGCGGGACGGCGACGGCGGAGGGGACACCGCGGUGGCCAGACGGCCGAUUUACAGCCCGAGAACAGUCACAUCAGCCGGGUACUCAUGGGACAUUGCUCGUUUCAUUCGACGAUUCAAAUGUUCGCAAUUCUACUGAAGGCGCGAAAAUGUGGUGCUGCUGGUGA